AUGUGCGCGGCGGGGAGGCGCUGGGGCCGGCGGCAGCGAGCUCUGCUCUGGGUGAUGCUGCUGGCGGCGUGGGAGGCGGCGUGGGGGCAGCUGCGCUACUCGGUGCCCGAGGAGAUGCCCAAGGGCUCGUUCGUGGGCGACGUGGCCAAGGACCUGAGGCUGCAGCUGCCGGAACUCAGCCAUCGCGGGAUGAGGAUCCUGAACAAAGGUAGGACGCAGUAUUUCGCUCUGGACGGGAAGACGGGACAUUUAGUGACGGCGGAGAGGAUCGACCGGGAGCAGCUUUGUCGGCUGGUGGAGAAAUGCGCGCUGCGCUGUGAGCUGAUCGUGGAGGGAGAAAUGCAGGUUUACCGAAUAGAAGUGGAAAUCACGGAUAUUAACGACAACACGCCCAGCUUCAAAGAAAUUGAGCUGGAAGAGAGAAUAAGCGAGAUGACAGCCCCGGGGUCGCGGUUUCCCCUGCCUGAUGCUCACGACCCGGACUCGGGCCGGAAUUCCCUGCAGAGCUACGAGCUGAGCGGUGACGAGCACUUCUCGCUGGCCGUGCAGACGGGCCCCGGCGGCGAUCAGCGUCCCGAGCUGGUGCUGGCGAAGGCGCUGGACCGGGAGGAGGCGGCGUUUCACGAGCUGGUGCUGAGGGCGAUGGACGGCGGCGAUCCGGCACGGACGGGCACGGCUCGGAUCCGAGUGACGGUGCUGGACGCGAACGACAACGCGCCCGUGUUCAGCCAGGCGGAGUACACGGUGCGUGUGCCCGAGGACGUUUCCGUGGGCUCCACCCUCCUCAUUGUCACGGCCACUGACGCCGACGAGGGGGUGAACGGACACGUGGAAUACUCGUUGAAAAAAGUGUCCGACAGGACAUCGAAUAUCUUCCAUCUGGACUCUGAGAGUGGAGAGAUCAGUGUGUUUCGAAUCCUGGACUACGAGGAAGGUGACUCUUAUGAACUGGAGGUGCAGGCACGGGACGGAGGAGGCCUUUUCGACGCUGCCAAAGUCACGAUCAUUGUCACAGACGUAAACGAUAAUGCACCCGAGAUUUCGAUGAGGUCGGCACUGAGUGAGAUCUCUGAGGAUGCCCCGUCUGGGACCGUGGUCGCUCUACUCCACGUGGAGGACCAUGACUCGGGACCGAAUGGCGAGGUGCGCUGCUCGCUCGAUGGGGAUGUCCCGUUCAGGCUGGAGAAGUCUUUUGACGAUUACUACCGUGUGGUGACAGCGAGAGAGCUGGACCGAGAGCAGGUGUCGGAGUACAACGUGACGGUGCGGGCGGCCGACGGCGGGUCGCCGGCGCUGCAGAGCAGCGCGGUGCUGGCGCUGCGGGUGCUGGACGUGAACGACAACGCGCCGGUGUUCGCGGAGGAGCGCUACAGCGCGCGGCUGGCGGAGAACAACGCGGCGGGCGCGCUGGUGCUGACGGUGCGCGCGACGGACGCGGACUGGGGGCAGAACGCGCGCGUGCGGUACCGGCUGUCGGAGGGGCGGGUGCGGGGCGCGCCGCUGUCGUCGUACGUGUCGGUGCAGGCGGAGACGGGCGCGCUGUACGCGCUGCGCUCCUUGGACUACGAGCAGGUGCGCGAGCUGCGGCUGUGGGUGCGUGCGGAGGACGGCGGCGCGCCGGCGCUGAGCAGCAACGUGUCGGUGCUGCUGCUGGUGGUGGACGAGAACGACAACGCGCCGCAGGUGCUGUACCCGCCGCCGGCCGCGCUGCGGGCGGGCUCGGGCUCGGGCUCGGGGGCGGGCUCGGGCUCGGGCUCGGGCUCGGGCGUUGCGUGGUCGGGCGUGGAGCUGGCGCCGCGCUGGUCGGAGGCGGGCGCGCUGGUGGCCAAGGUGGUGGCGGUGGACGCGGACGCGGGUCAGAACGCGUGGCUGUCGUACGAGCUGGCCAAGGCCACGGAGCCGGGGCUGUUCCGCGUGGGGCUGCACAGCGGCGAGGUGCGCACGGCGCGCUCGCCGCUGGCCCGCGACGCGGCGCGCCACAGCCUGGUGGUGGUGGUGAAGGACCACGGGCGGCCGGCGCUGUCGGCCACGGCCACGCUGCAAGUGGUGCUGGCCGAGAGCGUGGCCGAGCUGCUGGCCGAGCUGGGCAGCGCGGCCGACGAGGCGGCGGCGCCGGGCGAGCCGGCCGUGAGCCUGACGCGCUGGCUCGUGCUGGCCGUGGCCGCCGUGUCGUGCCUCUUCGUCGCCUUCCUGCUGCUGCUGCUGGCGCUGCGCCUGCGCCGCUGGCGCCGCCAGCAGCUGCUGCCGCCCGACAGCGGCGCCUUGCGCGGCGUGCCCGUCUCGCACUUCGUGGGCAUCGACGGCGUGCGCGCCUUCCUGCAGUCCUACUCGCACGACGUGUCGCUCACGGCCGACUCGCGCAAGAGCCAGCUGCGCUUCUCGGCCGGCGGCAGCUGCUGCGACACCCUCCCGGCCCGGCCACUGCCCGACGAGCCCGCGCCGCUGCUCGGCGACGAGGAUCCUGCCGGCGCCCUUGCCGCGGAUCCCGCCGUUCCCCCGGUGAGUUCCUCGGAUCUCGUUCUGUCCACGGUGCUUUCUUCUUCUGCCUCCCUCUCCUUUUACCCGCUGGUCUCUCUUCUGAGUAGGGAUAUAUUCUGACAAGUAAGGGAAAGCCUCGGUGAUAAAUGCGCUGCUGCCUCUUGCUGCAGGGAGGUGGACGUAGGAGUCGGAUCUAAGGGUUACGGUGUGUGAGCCUUUCAGCAGAAUUCAGGCUCUUCUCCGCUGGAGAUUUUGUGGUUGAGACUUUUUCUUUCUAUGAGUCCAGGGUGUUCAAUUCCGCUUAUCUCGCCAGAAUUAUGUCUGCUAUGCUGUCAUAUUGCAUUGUAAAGAAGUGGGAUUUUGCGUUGUUAGCAGUGUGAGCUGUGUUGUUGACAGCACCGGUGCUUGAGUUCUGUGACAGAACAUUUGUGUUCUCGUCUAGAAAUUUAAGUUCCCGGUAGUAUUUUUAGCUUUGAACACAAUGUUACAGGUUUUUCUUCUUUUUCUUUCAACCCCGCACUCUUCCAUCAUUAU
Messenger RNA from Ficedula albicollis (Collared flycatcher), 3012 nucleotides. Its product is annotated as protocadherin gamma-A12-like. The record is from RefSeq and is a predicted model, not a curated record. Gene Ontology annotation, molecular function: calcium ion binding. Gene Ontology annotation, cellular component: plasma membrane. Gene Ontology annotation, biological process: homophilic cell-cell adhesion. Bases 1 to 2598 code for a protein of 865 amino acids. The transcript has 2 exons. NCBI's taxonomy places the organism in Eukaryota, Metazoa, Chordata, Aves, Passeriformes, Muscicapidae.